This is a messenger RNA of Penicillium chermesinum, 291 nucleotides long. RefSeq lists its product as uncharacterized. The transcript has a single exon. The coding region runs from base 1 to 291 and encodes 96 amino acids. The record is from RefSeq and is a predicted model, not a curated record. Lineage: Eukaryota; Fungi; Ascomycota; Eurotiomycetes; Eurotiales; Aspergillaceae.
AUGGGCAGGAAGAACCUCAUGAGGGGCUCAACACCACACACGCCCAAAUGCGGUAAGACCCUUUUCCAUGGUUCCAGUUCGAUGUUCCUCGACCGUGGAUCUUCCGUCCCGAACACUGCCAAUUUGGAGGUAUCGGGAGUCUGCAUCUACUUUUCACGUCUCGCUCGAGUCAAGGGUCGCAAUCAGGAUCCAAGAUCUGGUGCGCUGUUCUUCUACGUCAUGACGCUACUAAGGGACAGCCUAAGGGCCACGCUACCGCGAGAUCUCGCAGACGGGUUGAGGUGCGCCUGA